This is a messenger RNA of Coffea eugenioides, 701 nucleotides long. RefSeq names its product small GTPase LIP1-like. Gene Ontology annotation, biological process: intracellular protein transport. Gene Ontology annotation, molecular function: GTP binding; GTPase activity. The annotation marks the transcript as partial. The transcript has 4 exons. The record is from RefSeq and is a predicted model, not a curated record. Gene Ontology annotation, cellular component: endomembrane system. Lineage: Eukaryota; Viridiplantae; Streptophyta; Magnoliopsida; Gentianales; Rubiaceae.
GGUCGAGACUAAGAGCAAUUAUGUUUUGGAGGGAUAGAGGAACCACAGCAACAUCAAGAAGCAGCACCAGUAGUUUUAGUAGUAGCAGAGACAACAGCAGCAGAGAGCACAAUGGCGGGCCGCCUUAUGGCCAAGUUCGAGUUCUUAUCAUUGGAGAUUCAGGUGUGGGGAAAAGUUCUCUUGCUCAUCUGAUUGUCAGAGGUUCUUCCAUAACUCGCCCUUCCCAAACAAUCGGCUGUUCUGUUGAAGUCACGCAUAUAACUUACAGAUCAUCUGGCAGCUCAUCAAAUAACAUUGAAGGUGACAAGGAGAGGGAUUUUUUUGUUGAGCUUUGGGAUAUAUCAGGACAUGAAAGAUACAAAGACUGUCGUUCUCUAUUCUAUUCACAAAUCAAUGGUGUUAUUUUUGUUCAUGAUCUCUCACAGAGAAGAACAAAGUCAAGCUUACAGAAGUGGGCUGCAGAGAUUGCAGCAACUGGGACAUUUUCGGCCCCUCUUGCAUCGGGAGGGCCUGGAGGCCUCCCAGUUCCUUACAUUGUUAUUGGGAACAAAGCAGAUAUUGCUGCGAAAGAAGGAAUAAGAGGUAGCAGUGGCAAUCUUGUAGAUGCAGCACGCCAAUGGGUUGAGAAGCAGGGUUUGCUUCCUUCAAGUGAGGAACUCCCACUGACUGAGAGUUUCCCAGGAUCUGGUGGCCUUGUAGCA